GAGGAAAAUGAAAGCAUCUUCCUCACGCACACAACCUGCACAACGCUGAAUGUUACACAUACGUAGUGACAGAAAAGAACACAAGAAGGUAAAACAUACUCAGAACCACAGUCGCAUUCCCUUCCUGAGACAAAGACAUACUGCAACCAGCUAUCGCCAAUUCACCAAUCACAUAACCGACAACAUAAAGACGGAGAAACACCGAUCAAGAAACCGAGAAAAACAAUCAAGUGAUUAAUGGUAUGAAGUCGUGAUAUGGCUCUGGAUAUGGAGAGGACGGUCUCUAAAAUCAUGUUUGACUUCCAGAGGAACUCAACUUCUGAUGAUGACUCUGGCUGUGCACUAGAGGAGUAUGCUUGGGUGCCACCUGGCCUCAAACCUGAACAGGUUCAUCAGUAUUACAGCUUUUUCCCUGAGGACAAGGUUCCUUAUGUCAACAGCAUUGGUGAAAAGCAUCGGAUCAAGCAACUCCUUCAACAACUGCCACCGCAUGACAAUGAGGUUCGUUACUGUACCUCACUGGAUGAAGAAGAAAAGCGGGAAUUAAAGAUCUUCAGUAACCAGCGAAAGCGAGACAAUCUAGGCAGAGGAACUGUCCGACCUCUACCCCUCACUGUAACUGGAGCUAUAUGUGAACAGUGUGGAGACCAGAUCAACGGUGGUGACAUUGCAGUGUUUGCCUCACGGGUUGGCCACGGCCUAUGUUGGCACCCUCACUGUUUCGUGUGCUGUGUGUGUUCUGAGCUAUUGGUAGAUCUCAUCUACUUCCACCUGGAUGGCAAGAUCUACUGUGGCCGCCACCAUGCUGAACGACUUAAGCCACGUUGCUCAGCAUGUGAUGAGAUCAUCUUUGCAGAUGAGUGCACAGAAGCAGAGGGGCAGCACUGGCACAUGAGACAUUUCUGCUGUUAUGAGUGUGAUGCACCACUAGGGGGUCAGCGUUACAUCAUGCGUGAGGGACAUCCUCACUGCUGCAACUGCUUUGAGUCACUUUAUGCAGAAUACUGUGACUCUUGUGGAGAGCACAUAGGUAUAGACCAAGGUCAAAUGGCAUAUGAGGGUCAACACUGGCAUGCCACUGAAGAGUGCUUCAGCUGUGCUCGUUGCAAUCAGUCUUUGCUGGGUUGUCCCUUCCUGCCGAAACAAGGUUUGAUCUACUGUUCCCGUCUCUGCAGCCAAGGGGAUGAAACUGAGUUGUCAGACUCUUCAGACUCUGCUUUCCAGAGUGCCCGUUCCCGUCAGUCACGCCACAGUACUCAGAUUGGCAAGAAUGGGACAAAAGGCAAAGGUGAAGGUGUACGACAGACAUCAUCUGGCCCUACACAGUUGGUUGGUGAUCCAGAGUCUCUAGCUGUUCAAAUGGAUUUGCUGAGCAUCUCCAGCCCAGCUCCCAGUCGUACACCCCACCGCACACCAACGAGAACCCCAAGUAGAACACCAAGUCGGUCUCCAAGUCUGAACCGUGAGCAGUCAGUUUGGGUAAACAGGGAUGAGCCUUAUACCUAUGAGUCUCAACAAAGAGAAUCCUCCACAUCUUCAAAUCCCCAUCAGCUACGAAGCCAAUGUAGCAUGCGUAGCGCUUACCCUCCUUCUCCAAAUCAGCCACCCAAGAUAGUGAGCAGUCCAGAAUCUUGGUCCAAAGAACAGCCUGGGGGUAACUCCAAGAAGCCUCCAGCCAUGGCAGCUCUGAGGGGCCACUCUUUCAAUGAGAACUGGAUGCACCAUGGUCAGGAACCUGAAUUUCAUGCUCCUAAGCUCAAAACACAAAUGAGCUUCAAUGAAGUACCAAGCCGUAAUUCAGGAUUUUUGGACAAACGCAGUAUAAGCAUGCAAGGCUUUCCCAGAGAGAUGCGACCACCAUUGCUGAGGAGCAGGCACCAAUUUGGGCCAAAGUAUGGUGAACUUACACCAGUAGAACAAACACCAAGAGGUUCUACUGACUCACUGGCCCUUUCCUACACUACAGCAGGAAACUCUUUAGAUGGGACCAAUAGGCGUCAGGAGCACUUCUCUCGAUUUUCUAUGCCUGACCUGAGUAAAGACUCUGGGGUAAAUGUAUCUGAUAAAGGCACCAUGGGUACAUUAAACUCAUCAAUGCAGUUCCGCAGCACUGAAUCCCUGAGCUCUGUCCCAAGACCUCUUGCUGAUAUUGGCAUGCCUGUCAGAGUAAGGUACCCUCCUCCACUAUACUGGGAGUCACCUAGAGGUUUAAGUUUUGAGGAUCCAGUCAAAGGUCGCAUUGGUCUUGCAGGAAGCAUGUCCUGUAUGCAGGAAGGUAAUAACCAAGCAAUGACACCACGGCCAAGACACACUCAGACACAAGGCUCACCCAGACAGCAGCGCCAACGUCAACGUCACCACCGCAAAGGCCAUAAAGGUCACAAAUACCACUACCGCUCCGGCCGCUCUCGGUCAGACAAUGCCCUGCAUUUAGCUACGGACAAUCAGAGUUUCCCUGGGGACCCCAUUCAUAGAUUUCACAAUGACUUUGAGCGACCAUCCUCAUCAAGAGUUUCACACAAUCAAUUUGGAGCAAAUCAUGGGUAUCGACAACAAUUCUUUAGGCCUUGUCCUCGAACCACAUCUGACCUCACCUUGCAGGAUCCUGGAGGUCCACAGAUUGGACAGUAUAUGGGUAGGUAUGGAGAAACUGUUGAGGAUGAAGAUCAGUUUUGCUCAACUUGUUCCUCUUCAUCAGAAGUGUCAGAGGAUGAUGGUUACCUUCUGGGUGAAGUCAUUCCUCGGCCAGUGCAGCUGCGAUACUUUGACAACGAGGAAUUACGACAUCGUUAUAGUCCUACAGUGAUGGGUGGUCAAACUCAACUACAUACACGCAAACGGCGAAAGAGCAAGAACUGCAUCAUAUCAUAAGCAAAUGGUAAUGUGAGUGCGUGUAUCUGAGUGUGUGUAUGUGAGGGUGGGUAUACAGUAUACAACAGAAGUUAGUACAGUGAGUACAAACAGACAUGUAGACAGAUACAACCCAUAUGUUUAAAAUUUAAAAAGUUUUUAUGUUCACAGGUUAUUUUAUAACUAUGUUUGUGCAAUUAGGUUCAUUGGAAAAAUCUAAACAUGACAAUAACAUUGGCCAGUGACAGCCAAUUACAUAAUUACCGGCAUGACCACAGUAUAAAAUGGCUCCGGAAGAAUAUGUAAUCCAGCAAGUCAUGGCUUCUUCAUCUUAACUGACUGUUUAUGUUACCAUUAAGCUAUAUGAUUAGGAGUGCAUGUUACCUUCGCCAGAUGCUUUGCUCUGAUAUCCGCAGGUUUCACACAGCUUGUGUGUUGUGUGUGUGGUGAAGAGCAAGCACAUUUAGCUCUCGAGGGACUUGGAUGUGCUCUGCCAUCCUAGGAAUGAAUUAAAAGCACUCGACUCAUGAAGAGAAGGCUUGUGCUCGUUGUGAUGCAUUUUCAGGACUUCUGAGGGGGAGGUGAAUACUUCACCAUUUACCUGACUUUGUAGAUAGCGUUUGCACAAGUGCAUCCGCCUUUUGUGAGAUCAGCAGUGCAUUCGUGGCAGUGGUUUGCAUUCUCACUUGAUUUCCGAGGUAAUGGCACCCAUGAGAGCUGAAUGCAUUCUGCAUGGUGCAGUUGCUCGGAGAAUUGUCUGCCCAUUGCUCAUGGUUCCCAGUUGAUGGGCAUGGAAAGGACCUGAUGGGAAAUCUUUCCCUAUAAGUAAUUUCCUUCUGUUUACAUAGGAAUUGUUUAAUGUGGAUAACUGUCUGCAGAUGUUGGACACAUUAUUUUAUCAUGUUCUUGUCAGAUAACCACAUUAUAUUGCACUCCAAGAGCUCAUCUUCAUCCCUUCAUUUCCCCUGAUGCCACCAUCCCUCCACCUGACUGAGGUUAGGCAGGAGAUCUAUCUACUGACGGUCCAGACCCAAUUGUUUUCUUUAGACUUUGCCUUCAAAUUAUAUAUCUGUGAGCUUAAAUAAUGUUUGAGAGCCAUGGGUAGUGGUGGUAUGAUCUAUUUCAUGUACUCUGUUGCUAGUUUUAUUUACAUUCCCUAACUAGCCUUUAUCUGCAGUGCUAUUUGGUCCUGUUUCGGUUUUUCUGACUUCUGUUUUUCGUAGGUUUGACCCCCUAUUUUGAUAGUAUUUUGUGUUUCAGGAGGUAGGGGGUUUGUGUGGGGUUUCAGAGAAGGGUUAGGGUGAGUCUGUUACGUAACACAGAGACAGGAUGUAAUCGCAAGGCGUGUUUAUUGACAAAUAGCACAAAAGUCAAAUAUGCACAAUGAAUCACAGGGAAACACAGGUGGGGGGACACAAGUCUGAUGGAACUUUGGUGGACAACAGAUGAUGGUGCUCGGUCCCGUGAUGAUCCCUUGAAUCCUGGUGCGUGUGUAAUCCUCGUGACGGUGCUUGGUAAUCCAGUGCUGGGUGAAGAUCCAGGAAAAAACGACGAUACAGGAAGACUCAGGGACACAGGAGCAGGUACGGGAGCACACCGGGGAGAAACAACGAUCUGACAACAUGAAACACAAGUUACUGAACUUAUAUAGGAGACAAACAAUUGAAACCAGCUGGCGCUGCUGAUCAUCGCUGAUCAGUGACCACGCCCACAGACACACACACAACAGCACGCUAGACGAGAGAGAGAGUGAAUUCAUGAACCGUGACAGAUUUGAGUUCAGGGCUCUCGCAGCCUGGGGGAAAAAGGUGUUGAGCAGUCUGGAUGAGCAGGUUCUGAUGCUCCGGUACAUUCUUCCUGAUGGUAGGAGCUGGAAGAGACUGUAGGAGGGAUGGGUGGGGUCCUUCCUGAUACUGUUUGCUUUGCUGGAUCAUUGUAUGAGGAAAAUGUCCAGGAUGGAUUGGAGAGGGUCACCAAUGAUCUUUGCAGCUGUUUUCACUGUCCACUGGAGGGCCUUGCAGUCAGCUGCACUACAGUUCCUGUACCAGACAGUGAUGCAGCUGGUCAGCACACUUCCUAUGGUUCCUCUGUAGAAUUGGGUGAGAAUGGGUGGAGGGAGAGUUGCUCUUUUCAGCCGGCAGAGAAAGUGUAGGCGCUGUUGGGCCUUCUUGGAGAGUGACAUGGUGUUGGUGGUCCAGGUGAGAUCCUCUGUGAUGUGCACUUGGAGCUGAACUUGGCAGUCCAGUCUUAGGUCAGCAAUGUAAAGAGCAGUGGAUUGAGCACACAGAUAACAAGAUAUCUGUCAGCUGUUCAGCACCGUAUCUCAGUACACGGCCAUGUAUGUUGUCAGGACCCGUAGCCUUGCGUGGGUUAAUUCUAGAUAGGUUUUUCCUUAAGUCAGCUGGAGACAUACCUCGUUAUGAGGUAUGGGCAGUUUCUGUGCUGGUGUGUCAUUCUGCAUUUCAUACCAUGAAUCAAAGUGGUUUAGUGCAUCCAGGAGAGGUGUGUCAUUAUCACAGGCCUGUGGCAGGAGCUUGUAGUCAGUGAUGGUCUGAAAGGCCUGCCACAGGCUCCAUGCUUAUCUGAUGUCUGUGAAGUGAUUUGUGAGGUACCUGCCUCUUUAAACAUGUUCCAGUCUGUGCACUGAAAGCAGUCCUGUAAUGUUGAGGUAGCAUCAUCUGGCCAAACCGUGAUGUGUUUUUGAACUGGUUUGGCGAAUUUCAGAAGUGGUCUGAAUUCUGGAAUUGGCAUAACAGAAAGGUGAUCCGAGUACCCGAGGUGGGGGCAGGAUACAGCCUUGUCCGCAUUCUUUUCUGUUGUGUAAACAAAGUCCAGUGUGUUUUUUAUCCUUGUUGCAAAGUUCACAUGUUGAUAGAACUUUGCCAAAACUGUCUUUAAGUUUGCGUGGUUGAAGUCAUCGGCUAUUAUGAAAAAGCCAUCUGGGUUUUUUGUUUGUUGUUCGCUUAUGGUGCUGUACAUCUCAUGAAGGGCAUCCUACACUUUAGCACAUGGGAGGACGUAGACUGCACUAUAACAAUGGCCGUGUACUCCCAUGGAAGAUAAAAUCAUCGAUACUUCAUAAAAAUAAACUCCACCAGCGAUGUACAUUAUUUUGUCAGACAGAGGCCUCUUAGAUUCUCAGUCAUCACCGUGAAAGCUGAGGUUUGUACACACUGCCACUUUCCAAAAGGCUCUGUCGAUCAUAGAUGUGUUUCCAAGUGUUUAUCUGAUGAUUUCUGCGAUAAGGUGAGACAAAGAUGAGAAAAUUAGACUAAAAAUCAUAAAAACACUAUUUUUGGGACCCGGAGUAGCCGCUGCGUCUGACUGCACCACCAUUUUGGUGAUUAAUUGCCCUUAUUUGGUUGAGCCUAGCAGUGCUCCCUUCACAUCACAGGCUUACCUUUGAGAAUGCCGCUCCCAGUUAAGUGUCUGAGGCCUCAUCUCAUCAAGUCCUCCGCUCUCUGGAACUCCAAUGAGCAGCAAAAAAGUGUUAUAUUAAACUGUGAGUAUUUUAAUAAUUAUGAAUCGGUCUCAUUACUUCACUGUAACCCAGAAUGUUGAUGUUUUUGAAAAAGUGGGAAUAUAUAUAUAUAUAUAUUAGGGAUAUGCUGGUAUCAAAUUUUCCUGUUGCGGUUAAUUGAUGAUGCUUUUAUCACGCAAAUGAAAAUACAGUACAAUACAUAAAAUAUAGUGUAAUCAGUUUUGGACAUUGCAUAGUGCUCAUUCAAUAAGUGUACAGCUAAACAAUGAACAAUAGCUACAUUUACUAUAUAAGCUAUUAAUCUUUAAAAAAAUACAAGUCUUAGUUCAUGUUAGCUCAUUAAAUAACACAGUUGCAACUUUUAAUGUUAACAAUGUGUUUUUAAAUAUUGGAAUACAUAAGAUUAAUGAAUGUUCAGAAUCAUUUUUUUUCAUUGGCAGUUUAAGUUAACUAAUGAAGCCAUAAUGUAAAGUGUGAAUGAACAAUAAAAGAUCAAAAUACUUUCAAACAAUAUCUAGUACAUGUGAAGUCCAGAUGAUUUAUUUAUUUUUUUUAUUUUUUAAAGAUUAAUAGCCUAUUAAGUCUGAAUAUUUCAGUAGUUGGCUCUGUAAUAAACACCAUAGGGAAAGCACAAACCUGAAUGGUUAUUUAAGAUCAUUUAAAUAUGGUUUAUAAAGUAACAGCUGCUUUAGUUACUAUGUUUACAGGGUAAGGGCUGCAUUUAGCGCCCAUCUGCUGUCAGAGAGUGAAUGUGCUUUCAUUCCUCCAUGUGCUUCUCAUGCAUGCUUGUUUACAUCAGAGCGCACAGGCUCUUUCAAGCAGCAUACAGCGGUGUUAUGCAUUUUAAGCAGCUGAUGCGAAUACUAUUCUUAAAAUGCAUUCCAAAUUCUGAAUCAUUUGUAAUGUAUAUUUAUUCAUGGUAUUUAGAAGUGCCCACAAUAACAAUAUUGUGCAUAUUAAUCACCGCAAUAUAUCACAUUACUGAAUACCGGCGCAAGUCUAAUAUAUAUAUAUUGUCAGAACCUCAGAAUCUCACCCUAGAGGGACCCUCUAGGCAAGCAAUUUCGGCCCAGAACCGGCCCACAUCUUGAACUUAGCAGUGCUCCCCUCAUUCUGGAGGGUCACUGGUGAGCACGCCACUCCCAAACUGAACAUUUGAGUUUCUCUCUGUCGAGUCGAGUCCUCUGCUACCUGGGGCUCCAUUGGCCAGCCACACCAGGUUGUUAAGCCACAUUCUGCUUCCCUGUUAGACUGCUUUUAAGAACCCUGGUGGGUUGCUUUUUUGGUUGAGCCCAGCAGUGCUCCCCUUGUCCUCAAGGGUCAUUAUUUGUUAGAGCACACCGCUCCUAAUUGAGCAUCUGAGUUUUCCUCCUGUUUUGUGAGUCGAGUCCUCUGCUCUUUGAAGCUCCAUUGAGCAGCUGUCAUUUUGUAAGGCCCUUUUUGCCUCCCUGUUAGACUGCUCUAGAAGGAGAGCCUAGCAGUGCUCCCCUUGUUCUUGAGAGUCACCUAUGAGAAUGCUACUUCCAAAUGAGCGCAUGAGUUUUCCCCUGGUUGAGUCUUCUGCUCGUCAGAACUCCACUGAGCAGCCAUGUCAGGUUGUUAGGCUCCUUUUGUCUUAUUUUUUAGCUGCUCUUAUGGUUGAACCUACAAGUGCUCCCCUUUUUCCAUGAGGGUCACCUAUGAGUUUCUAACCCACUUUAGGCAUUCAAACCCUUCAGCUUUCUCUAGUAACCAUACUAUCUUCUGCCUCCCUGGCAGGCUGGUCAAGCUUAAAAGAGCUCCCCUCCCUGAUUGCGAGUCCUUUGCUUUUAGAGCUUAGUCUGAAAUCCAUUUUUAUGGUAAGUGCACAUGCUAGUUCUCUGUGCACUUCUUUUAAAAUCCAUAUUCAUGGUAGGUGUGUACACUAAGCCUUUGCGCACCUUUCUGAAAGCCUUUAUGGUAAGGGUGACACGAUGCUAGCCUCGUGCCCUUCCUCUGAGUUGGCUCAGACCCCGGAAUCCUAACAUGGGCCCCACUCUACUGACUCCUGCCUGAGCGUCUGUCAUGGCCUCUCUUCUGAGUAUCAAGGCCCUGUAGAAGUAUCUGAUUGCACAGUACUAUUUAAACUUAACUGAGCUGGAUGAUGACAUCACUGAAUUAAAUGAUGAACUGUCUUUAACUGAAUACUGUUUUGUAAUUUAGCCUUUAGGUUGUAAGGCCAUUUCUCCCUUCCUAUUAGGUUCCUCUCAUGGUAGACUCAAGAAAUACAAGUGGGCAUGAUUAUCUAGAGUUCUGCCCUUUACUUUAUGACUGCUUUAGUCUGGAUAGCGAAGCUCCCCUCAGCUUGAGGGUUCUUCAAUGAGACACACCACCUUCAGAUCCACAGGCGCUAAGCUGAGUACCCUGCUACUCCUGAGCAGUCUCAGUCACAUCAAGUACUGGCCCGCCAUGGUUUUUGUGACCUUUUUAGUAAAGAUAUUUCUAAAAUCCAUAUUUAUGAUAAGUGCAACACACUUCUUCACUUCUUUAAAAUCCAUAUUCAUGGUAGGUGUGGACGUUAAACCUUUGUGCUCCUUUCUAAAAUCCUUUAUGGUAAGGGUGAUGCAAUGUUAGCCUCAUCCCCAUUCUCUGCGUUGGCUCAGGGCCUGGUUCUUACUUUGGACCCCACUCUCCGUGUUUGUAUCUUUUUUUUAUACAUUUUUAAGCAGGGUGUUUGCUACUUAGUUCCCAGAGUAUCAUGUGAUCCUCUGAUAGCUCGUUUUAAGAGCAGAGGGUAGCCCACUGGGUAAUAGGCCAAGAUAUGGGUUUAGGUCAGCCUUGAAACUCAGCCACCUGCCCUUAAGGGAUCACAUAGCAUUGAGCUUUGCCCUGGGCUCAGGCUUCCUCAAGCCAGUCCCUCGAAAGGUAAGUUAUUUGGUGCCUAACUCAGGCAUUUGGUCAUAGGGGAUGAUGUCACUGUCAGCCGUCAAAGCGUCCCAGGGGCAACUCCCUUAACUUGGUUGAGUUAAUACUUAGUGUUCUCCUUAGUAUUGGCACGCACUCCCUCAGCAUAUCAACAUAGGUAUACAGUUCCCCAAAGUGACCUCUAGAGGAUGCAGUUUGAAUUUUCCCUAGGAAGGGAACGUCUCAGGUUAUAUUGGUAACCAUGUUUCCCUGAGAAGAGUACGAGACACUGCGUCCUCUAGACUCCACACCAUGCUGAGACAUAAGCUUCAAAUGAAGAAGCCGAUGACAUGUUCUCCCAGCGCCUUUUUAUACUGUGGUCAUGCCAGUAAAGUAACCAUAGGUUGUUGCCGGACAUUUUUAUUGUUGUGUUUAGAUGUAUGCUUCAGACCCCGGUCUUCCAGAAGGCAUUUGCCCAAAGCGACCUCUAGAGGACGCAGUGUCUCAUUCCCUUCUCGGGAAACCAUUGUUACAUACGUAACAUGAGACGUUUUGUUUCAAUGACCACAUAUUUUCCAACUUGUGUGUCUGUCAUUACAUAUGUAGAGUACAUCAGGGCUAAAGGUACACUGGGGUAAAAAGCACAUUUGAUGUAAUUCUUCUUUACACUACUAGAUGGCACAAAAAUGAACUUCAGCACUUUCCUUAACGACCAGGAUUGACUAUACACAUGGAAAUUUGGCAGAAAGAAACACAAAUUCUGGGCUACUGUGAUCUAAUAUUAAUUCAUUUGUUGUGUUUUUUUUAUAUAUAUACUGUUGUAUAUUUUAUGUAUCAAAUGAUAAUAAAUUAAAUUGACUAUAUAAUUUGUUUAAGAUAAUUAAAGCUGUUGGCGCCGAUGGCCUUGUUCUUAGUGUGCCGAUGUAUAUACAGCACAACUGUGCUCACGGUGAACUGAGUUUGAUUCCCCUCUCGAGGUCCAAAGCUGGUCCCACUCCCCUUACUCUAUACAAUACUCAUCUGUCCACUGUCCCAUCUAAAUAUAACUUGGUAAAAAAUGCUGUUGUCCCUGCUGUUGGUGAUAUAGGUAUAAGGUAUAAUAAUUAACAUGAUGACAGGGUUAGAUUCAGAUGAUAAAUACAAUAUACUGUACUGGGUUUCCUAACAGAUAAUCACUAUAUUUAUAAUGAAACCAUCAUAUUUAAAAAAUAUGGUAUAAAUGUAUGUAUGUAUGCAUAUAUGCAAGGUGUUUUGUUUUUCUUUGGCAAUCUGAAACUUUGUAAGUAGCACAGAUAAACACAGUUUUCUUAAGAUGUGCCUUUAGCCUUGUUGUACCCUAUUCACUUGGGCCUGUAUUUUCAACAAACUUUUCUAAAGUAAUAAUUUUUGCUCAUAAGAGGACAUGCACUACAUAUAGAAAUAACACAAUUGUUGACAGGUGACAAUUUUUUAUGCACAGCGGUGUGCUGCAUGUGUUUGUUCUCAAUUAUCCUAUAACUAUGGGUUGAAAUCCAACUGAAGCAUGUUUCAGUUAUUGUAACAGAUCAUGUUCUGAUCUUAACUCAUGUGUUUACUGUGACUGGAGAUUGCACAAUGAUCAAAAGUGUUAACCUCUGUUAUUUGAACCACACAUUGAACUUUAUCUGUUGAUAAAAUAUGAAUUUUGUUUUGUAGAAAUUUGUGCAAUAACAAUUUGCGAUAUAACUUCAUUUCAAAAGAAGUGAAGACUCAGUGUGCACUUAACAUUCAGAAUUAGCAUAUGGAUUUUUAAUUUACCCUAAAAUGUCUUACAUCAUUGUUCAGUUACAUUACUCUUGAAAAGAAUUUGGGAUUACUGAUCAGGAUAUAGAUCAGAACUCAAAAACAUCUAAUCACAACCAUUGUUUUAUAUACAUUGCGAUUCUGAUUCUAGUCAAGGUUACAUUCUCUCCUUUCUUACCCCCCCCCCCCCCCCCCUUAAUUUUUGGUAUAAUUUUGUGGCAAUACAGUUUACUAUAAUCCCCACGCUGCUUACUGUUGAUUGUUCUAAAUAGUUUCCUAGUAUGCGAUCUUCAUGGUUUUCAACUUGUUUUAUUAAUGUUGUUUUAAAAUUGAACUUUUAAAAAAUGUUUAUCAUUUUGCUGGGCAAUGUUGGUAAUGGUUUUAAAUGCAAUAUUUUGUCUUUUCCAGAGUCAUUAAAUACUAUUUACAAAUAAUAUCUUAAAUUUAAAUGUUUUCCUAAUGAUGAAAAACUAUACAUAUAUAAACAAUGUAGUAUUGUAAAAGUUCUGUAAAUAUUGUCUUAAAUAUUUCUAUAUUUUGUAUCCUCAGAUGCAUUAUUUGUAUCAUAUUGUAGAGUGUAGAAUUAUACGGUGACUGCAUGUGUAUCCCCAGUUUAUGUCUUGUAUUUGAAUUAAAUAACUAUUAACAA
Molecule: messenger RNA, 11603 nt
Organism: Carassius gibelio (silver crucian carp)
Lineage: Eukaryota; Metazoa; Chordata; Actinopteri; Cypriniformes; Cyprinidae
Gene: prickle2a
Product: prickle homolog 2a
Exons: 8
Coding region: 256-2871 (871 amino acids)
Molecular function (GO): zinc ion binding
Source: RefSeq, a predicted model, not a curated record